Molecule: messenger RNA, 624 nt
Organism: Mesorhabditis spiculigera
Lineage: Eukaryota; Metazoa; Nematoda; Chromadorea; Rhabditida; Rhabditidae
Source: the annotation of a GenBank genome assembly
AUGGUGACUGCUCGGGAUCGAAAACGGCAGCCCAUCCACACCGCCGGCUUCUUGAACCGGUUGCGUGCGGUGGGCGAAUUCGUUCUGACGAGGGUGCGGCUGAGGAUGUUGCCGCGAAUCAUCAGCGCGAUUCGCUGCCGCCCGGAUAUAGUCGUCACAGCGGCACAGAUGCGACUCGGAUGGGAAGCGCGUAUAGAUCUCGGAUUCCGUUGGGCCAAGUCAGCUUCGAUGUGGAAGUAUUUCGUAUUUAGGACCGCCAAGCUGCCGCUCAAGUAUCUAUUGGGACACCUUGACGUGAUGUUGCCCGAUCGUCUGCUUACCUGCUCGGCACCGCCACUUACGGAUGAGGUUGACCCUGGCAACGAGACUGUGAGCUGGCUGCUGGACCUUGGCUUGGAGCGCUGGGGUGAUGCGGAGGAUUGCCAGCGUCUUCGCGCCAGCUUCGAGUACUUCUUUGCCAAGAAGCAUGGACCGGAGACGGAGAGCUGGUUUUUCCGCUGCCCCUACCCGCAUCAUGAGGUGAAGGUGAUGGCGCGACUUCAUGCUCCUAAGGAAAACGUCCAUUUUCCGAGGCGCUGGCUGACCGUUUCCUUCCUGAAGAUAUCGCAUCCGAAGGCCCUCGGA